AUGGAGACCUUCAGAAAUUAUGGGGUUGUCGUCUAUAUAGUAUUCCUUUUAAUGGCAAUGGUUAGGCUCAAAGCUGAGGAAAAACACACAAAUGUCAAUUCUCCUAAUAAAGGCAAUGCGACAAUUGUAACACUUUCUAACUCUAGUCAAAGUAUAAACGAAGAAGGGAAAGAGAAACAAGAUAACUACAACAAUAAGGUUGUCAAAGGUAGUUUGUAUGAUAGAGGUGGUGGUGGAGGAGGAGGGGGCGGGGAAUGGGGUGGCGGAGGCGGAGGGGGAGGAGGCGGUGGAGGAGGUGGCUGGGGAUGGGGUUGGGGAGGCGGUGGUGGUGGUUGGUGGAAAUGGGGGUGUGAAAGCAAACCAAGAGGUGGUAAAAGGAGCAUAGUGAAAGAUUAUGUUGUGGGAGAGUUUGCAGAAUGUAUGACAAAGACACGGUGCAAAGGAAUGAGAUUAGAAUGUCCUCUUCAUUGUGGUGGAACAUGUUACUAUGAUUGUCAUCAUAUGUGUAAGGCUUAUUGUCGCCGACUCUAG
Lathyrus sativus (Indian pea) is the source of this 531-nucleotide messenger RNA. The record is from the annotation of a GenBank genome assembly. Lineage: Eukaryota; Viridiplantae; Streptophyta; Magnoliopsida; Fabales; Fabaceae.